UUACCUAGCAAGCUGGCUGCUGUUGAUAGAAACAUGGCGUCACAGUCCAGCCUCUCUACUUUAUUUCCCAUCCAAAGUGAGCUAGAUUGCGCUCUAGAUGAAGCUUCUACUCACCAAGAGAAAGAAGAUCUUGUCAACGAGUAUUUGAAAAAACUAGACGAAAAAGAGGAUCUGAAGAUACCGGAUUUCGAGACAGGCUUGGAAUGGCUGAACACGGAGGGCCCUCUGUCUCUGAACAAGGAGCUGGCUGGUAAAGUGGUGCUGCUGGACUUCUUCACCUACUGCUGCAUCAACUGCAUGCACAUCCUGCCUGACCUGCACCAGCUGGAGAAGAAGCACUCGGCCAAAGAUGGAUUGAUUAUUGUUGGUGUGCACUCAGCUAAAUUCCCCAAUGAAAAGGUCCUUGACAACGUCCGCAGCGCUGUGCUCCGCUAUGACAUCUGCCACCCGGUAGUGAACGACAGCGAGGCGCGCCUGUGGCAUGACCUGGAAGUGUCCUGUUGGCCAACACUGGUCCUACUGGGACCCCGGGGCAACCUUCUCUUCUCCCUGGUGGGCGAAGGCCACCGCAACAGGCUGACGCUGUUCACUGACUGCGCCCUCCGUCACUAUGGGGCUCAGGGUCUGCUGAAGACGCACACGGUGGGGAUCAAGCUGUACCGGGACUCCCUGCCCCCCAGCGGGCUCUCUUUUCCUGGAAAGGUUGCUGUAGACAACAGCAAGAAAAGACUGGCCAUAGCAGACACUGGGCAUCACCGGAUUCUGGUGGUGUCCUCCACCGGAGAGCUGUUACAUGUCAUUGGAGGGGCUCAAAGCGGGAGACAAGAUGGUGACUUGUCUGAGGCAUCCUUUAACUCCCCUCAGGGCGUGGCCUUUAAAGGGGACACUGUAUACGUGGCCGACACAGAAAACCACCUGAUCCGAAAGAUUGACCUGUUGGAGGGAAGAGUCAGCACUGUCGCUGGAGUGGGUACUCAAGGCACAGACAAAGAGGGAGGGGCCCUGGGAACCCAGCAGCCCAUCAGCUCUCCCUGGGAUGUGACUCUCGGCACCGCCGGCGGAUCUGAGGAUAACGUGCUGUGGAUAGCCAUGGCAGGGACCCACCAGAUCUGGGCUUUGUUCCUGGAGGAUGGGAAACUUCCAAAAGGAAGUGAGUCCAAGGCGGGGACGUGCGUGCGGUGGGCAGGCAGCGGCAACGAGGAGAACCGGAACAACGCGUACCCGCACAAGGCCGGCUUUGCUCAGCCUUCAGGCCUGGCUGUGGCCCCAGAGGAGCCGUGGAGCUGCCUGUACGUGGCUGAUAGUGAAAGCAGCUCCAUCCGCACGCUGGCUCUAAAGGACGGAGCCGUGAAGAUGCUGGUCGGGGGAGAGAGAGAUCCACUGAACCUUUUUGCUUUUGGGGAUGUAGACGGCAAAGGGGUGGACGCCAAGCUGCAGCAUCCUCUCGGUGUUGCCUGGUCCCCUGAACAAAGCCUGCUCUAUGUGGCCGACUCCUACAACCACAAGAUCAAAGUGGUGGAUCCAAAGGCAAAGCAGUGUAGCACGUUAGCAGGGACUGGAGUGGCUGCAGAUACUGUGGGCCCUGAGUUUAGCACAUCCUGCUUCAAUGAACCUGGAGGAAUCUGCGUCGGAGACAACGGCAAAAUCCUGUACGUGGCAGAUACCAACAACCACCAAAUCAAAGUGCUGGACCUGUCCUCCAACACCGUUUCACUGUUCUCCAUCUCCACAGACUGGACUGACUCAGUACCUUCAAAGCCUGCGGGUCCUACAAGAGCUCCCGAGCUGCCGAAAUCCGCCGCCAGGAAUGAAAUGCCACCAGUGGUCGUGUCGGCUGGCCAGACUCUCGUCAUGUCGCUCACUCUGACGCUUCCAGAAGGAACCCAGCUCACCGAAGAGGCCCCCAGCUGCUGGGCUCUCUCAGCUGAGGGUAACGACUGGCUGCUAGAUCAACCGGUGCUUUCUGGUGACAUCCUAGAUCUGUCGAAGCCGCUCACCAUCUCAACCAAGCUUCCAGCAGUUAUAAAGGACAUGGAGAGCAAACUAAGCCUCACUCUGAGUGUAUGGGUGUAUUACUGUAUGGAAACAGGUAAAGCUUGUAUGAUGAAAGCAGCCUCCUUCACCCAGCCUCUUCAAAUAAGUGCCGAUUCCCGAGUGGAGGAACUCACUGUGGCAUUGGCUCAUGUUUUCUAAAACCUCUUACAUGUUUUAUUCACAAAAGUGACAAAAUCGACACUCCAUGUGGUCCGUUUUACUUUAAUUUCAGCAGCAUCCAUCCCAAACCCCUUUUUAAGUUCAUAUUUCUAGAACAAGAAAACAAAGAAUGUAAUACAAACUGGAUUUUGAAAGGGAACUUCAUUUGAAACUACUCUGAAACAUAAUGCAUCAGUGCUGUAAUGCCCUUUACUGUGAGUGACAGUUAUUGGUAGGAAUGCAAAUAGUUACAUCCCCAGGCAUGUUAUCAAGGAUACACAGCAAAUACAAUGGCUGCCUAAAUAAUUGUGUCUAUAUGAUGGUAUAUUUUAUGCAAAAAUUCCUACAAGGACAGGCUGAACUAGCCUACUGUAAAAAAAAACUGUCCACAUUUUCUAUUGUUAUGUAUUGUCACAGGACUAAAUGAAUGCAGGAGGUUAAAUUUACCCUGUGGAUUUAAUAAGCAACUUAUUAAGAAUAUUAAAUCAGCAGUUGGUGAUGGUGUCAGUGGGUUCUAGACAUACAGAGUUUCUAUCAUUUAAUGAUGGAGGAUUGAAAAUACUUUUGUAGUAAAGCAAAAGCAGAAGGCCCGAAUUAGUGGGCUUUUUACAUUCAAAAUACAUGUUACCCCAAAUUCUGGCAUAGAAAGAUUAGAUGCCUUCUGUUCAAACAUAAACUCCCACAAACACUAAUGGAACUUUUUCUAGUCUCUUUUUUUUUUUUUUACGGGAUAUAAAUGCAGCCUCUGCUUUUCAUGCUAAUAUAGAAUCAUAAAGAGGAAUAAAAGGAAUUAUGUCUUGCAGGGACUUAAAUAAAUAGUAUCAUUAAUAUAUCAGAAACUUCAGGGUAUUAAACAAGUUUCUCCUAUUUGAAAUUUAAUAAUAUAUUUCCAUGUCUGUGUUGCUUUAGUUUAAAGUCAGUCAGCUUCAUGGUGCCUUCAGGCGCGCUAAUACAGCUUGCGUAAACAUUUAUCUACUGAAUGUCACCGAAGACAGACCAGUCAUUUGUAAUUUACAAAGUUCACACUAGUAUGUUAAAGCUUUUUCUUGUCUCCGCUCCAUGUAUGAGUGAUUGUACUUAUUAGUGUAAUUAUUCACAACACAAGGAGCCUUUUUGAUUUAGAAAGAAAAGCUUCCUGUUUUUGAUAAAGGAAGGCAACCACUGGUGAACUAAGGAACUGCUGCCUGUGCACUUUGAGGGAUAUUUAAUUAAGGAAAACGUCUUAAAACCUCUCUAACAAGCAUUUAUCCACUUCAUCUCCACUCCAUACAAGGGAACAAAACAUGAAAGACAUGCUCUCAGUUUGUUUUACCGUAACACACUGUGCUUUUUCUUCUGUAAUAUACAGUAAUAUAAUAAUGUCAUUUUCCCUACUGGUUUUCUAAUUUAUGAGCUGUUGUCAGAGUCUGAAAGUGCUUGGGUUGUCAUUCCUGCCGUCACGUCUCACAGCAUAAUUCUCAUUGUAGGAAUUUUUUUAUUUGGUUUGGAAGUGCCUUGAAAAUAUGGUGCGAUACAGAGAACCUAAACUGUAUCAAAAGCAAUAAAAAUCCACCUCUUUAAUGGGAAAACUGUUUUAUUCCCACCAGAUAUUUAUUCCUAUUUAGAACUGCGAAAGAUUUAAGCUCAGCUGUUAUAUCCCUAUGGUGUUUUUUAAUAAACAACAAUGAGCUUGACUA
Molecule: messenger RNA, 3869 nt
Organism: Eleginops maclovinus (Patagonian blennie)
Lineage: Eukaryota; Metazoa; Chordata; Actinopteri; Perciformes; Eleginopidae
Gene: nhlrc2
Product: NHL repeat containing 2
Exons: 12
Coding region: 34-2193 (719 amino acids)
Molecular function (GO): protein binding
Source: RefSeq, a predicted model, not a curated record